This is a messenger RNA of Metschnikowia bicuspidata var. bicuspidata NRRL YB-4993, 1699 nucleotides long. RefSeq lists its product as uncharacterized. The record is from RefSeq and is a predicted model, not a curated record. The coding region runs from base 184 to 1215 and encodes 343 amino acids. Lineage: Eukaryota; Fungi; Ascomycota; Pichiomycetes; Serinales; Metschnikowiaceae. The transcript has a single exon.
UGUGUGCUCUGGCAAUUUUUUUAAUUGGUACGCACCCAGCUGAGAGACACCGCCCAGUACUAGCGGGAAAAAGUCUAUUUUCUCGAGCAAACAGCCGAAUUCUAUUGGAAACAUGGGUGCCUCGUGAAGUCUGCGCGCACGCUCGCCCAAACAGCGCCGCACCUUGUACAACAUUGGUUUUUCAUGAGCGAGACAGGGCAGCUACAGAACCAGCCAACAAAGCACGAGACCGGCGCCAUCGGUGCCACCCUGUCCCCCGCGUCUUUCCCGUGUCACUUCUGCGGGCGGGCGUUUAGCCGAAAAGGCACGUACGGGCGGCAUCUUGACAGCAAAAAGGGCGAUGCCCAGCAUCCGGCGGGGCAAGUCGAGGCGUUGCGCAGCGGCGUAGUUCGCAGGGCCGCGCGCAGGGCCGGGGAGCCUGUGGCAGACGAGAAAGCCGGCCGAGCACCGAAGAAAGUCAAGAGGCAAAAAAGCCAAAUUGCAAAAGUCUACAACAGCAAGACCGCGGUCAAAGAAAAAAACCGGGCGCGGCGGCGGGCCCGCGAUCUGCGCCUCAAGGCACAGCUCCAGGCCCAUGAGUGGUAUAUUGGCAUGCUCUCAGGGCCGCAGGGCCUGGCGCAGGGCCCGGCCGGCCGCGCGGAAAACGCGUCGCUAGAAGCCGGCAAGCAAGCGCAUCGAAGCCAGGGCCUGGAAAGCGGCCCCGAACGCAGCCAGAAAAGCGGCCAGAAAAGCGACGCCGAAAUCUACGGCGCCCGGUACGCGUAUGCUGUUGCCAGCAACGUGCCGCCGUCGCAGUGGCCGCAAAAAAACGGGUAUCCUGGCGACGCGGAAUUUGGCGCCACCGUCGGGCAGCUCACGGCCCUGGCGGGGAUGGCGCCAUAUAAUCGCAGCGCGCCGGGGCCGCAGUAUUUCCAGGGCCUGGGGCCGCAGAGCGGCGGCGGGGCCGCGGCACAAGACUCGACCGGCGCCGCGGCCCUAGAGCAGGUGUUCGCGUGGCAUGCGCACUGGGCCCAACUCGGCCCCAGCACCAAGCGGGCGCUCUGGCAAGCCGAGUGCGACCGGGCGCUCCGCACGCACUUGCAUGGGGCCAGCCUCUGCCAGAUCAGCGGGGCCGCGGCCGUGGUGCGGGAAAAAACACGCCAGUUGUGCGAGCAGUAUUCGCAGGGCGCGUUUCUCGAUUCGAUUCUCACAGACUCCGGGCCCGAGACCCCAUAAUGGGGCGCGGGCGUCCACGGCUGGAAAUCGCAGAAUGCGUGUUUGCGUGUAUUUUGUUUGGGAAGAAUGGCCGGGGUAAUUUGUGGGUUUCAUUGAACGACUGUGCUGUUUGAUGGGUGUGUUCGGAGGGUACUUUUCUGUCAGGUGGCAGUGAAUGGUCAUCAAGGAGCCGGAGUGCAUUCCGCGCGUUUGCCAAAGACUGGCACAUAUCGCCGGGCUCUGGAGCUUUUUUUUUGAAGCGGGUGGGGGAUUAUAAAAUGCAAAGCUGCUGCCAAAACAAUGACAUGUUCCAGUUGUCCCGCGUCAUAUGAGUGUUGAUGCUUGGACUGUCAAACUGCAAUCCUCAUGUCCUUUGUGUUUUCUGGGUUCAAUCUUCCACUUGGCAGUCCGUGAUUUCAGUUGUCACGGGUCAUGCAUGAGCAGAAUGGCGUGUGUCUGCAGCAGACUUGAUGCGCGUGUCGUGGACAUGUCUAACAUGAAGGCC